This is a messenger RNA of Hemiscyllium ocellatum (epaulette shark), 4197 nucleotides long. Its product is annotated as collagen alpha-1(VII) chain-like. Lineage: Eukaryota; Metazoa; Chordata; Chondrichthyes; Orectolobiformes; Hemiscylliidae. The coding region runs from base 1 to 4197 and encodes 1398 amino acids. The record is from RefSeq and is a predicted model, not a curated record. The transcript is spliced from 70 exons.
AUGGGGAAGCCAUGGGCGCACUAUCCGAUACAAGGUGGAUCUGAAACCAGGUCCAACAUAGAUAAUCAGCAAACGGAAUCCAUAAUAUCCAAAGCCUCCAAGCAUGAAGUUGAAGAUGUCAGAAAGCCUGAAGGUCCCUGUGCAUCACACUGCUUGAAGGGUCAGAAAGGAGAACGGGGUGAAAUGGGAUCUCCAGGAAAGCCGGGUCAACUAGGUUUCACAGGUUUACAAACAAGUGGAGGAUAUGAUUCAUUUGCAUUCGCUGAUAAGGGAGAAAAAGGAGAACGGGGGCUCCCUGGAUUUAAAGGACCUCCAGGUCCUAAAGGUGACAGAGUAAGUAUUAUAGUAACUGAGAUUGUAGAUUUGGAAGUUGAUUUGAAAGAGGCUGAACAAGUUAUUGCAGCAGACCUUCUACAUUGUACGUGGAACCAAAGCGUGCAUGUGAUUUUAAAAUGCCUCCAAGCAGAAGGGCGCAACUUUAACACCGAGUGUGAAUUUGUUGAGAAAGCUGUACAAUUCUUGGGAUGCAUUGUUGACAGUGAAGUUAUCCUCAAGAAGACUCAGAACCCUCCUGAGAGAAGCAAAGGUCCGAGCGGUGAGCCAGGAUUUCCAGGUGUGGCAGGUCCACCAGGGCUUCCAGGACAGCCGGGACCUCAGGGACCACCAGGUCUUUCUGUCAAGGGUGAGCCAGGAGCUUCUGGUACUCGGGGUCAACGUGGGAAACCUGGCCUGAAAGGUGAUAAGGGAGAUACCGGAAUUCCUGGAGUUGCUGGUUUGCCUGGACCAAUUGGACUUGAUGGACCUCCUGGGGCCCCAGGGUUCAAAGGGGAACAGGGAGUUGAUGGGAUUGGCAUCCCAGGAAUACCAGGACAGAACGGAUUUCAAGGAGAGAAGGGUAAUCAAGGGGAAAAAGGGAGAGAUGGAGAGGUUGGCCAAAAGGGGAAACGAGGAAUUAAAGGAGAUAGAGGGGAAAAGGGAGACCAUGGAAAAACUGGGGAACCAGGACCACGAGGAAUUGCUGGACUCCCAGGUCCUAUUGGGUUGAAAGGAAAUACAGGAGGCAGAGGCUUGCCGGGAGAUCCAGCUAAAGGGAUAAUAGGACCAACUGGGCCUAAAGGUGCCAGAGGAGAUAUUGGACCACCUGGACCCAUGGGACCCAAAGGUGAACAAGGAGUUCAAGGGAUUGAAGGUGAAAAGGGAAGCCCAGGAUUUGGAAUUCCCGGUCAGCCUGGCCUUAAAGGUGAACCAGGUGAAAGGGGCAAUGUUGGUUUAUCAGGCCGACCGGGUGAGAAGGGUGAAAUUGGCAAGGAAGGGGAGCAAGGGAAACCUGGAGCUCCAGGAAGCCCAGGGCCAAUAGGACUAAGAGGUAAAGAUGGUAUAAAAGGACAGAAAGGCGAACCAGGCAAGGGCGAAAUGGGUCCUCCAGGUUACUCAGGAGAGCGAGGAAUAAGGGGACCCUUGGGCCUGCCAGGCCGGCCUGGAGACAAGGGACAUAAAGGAGAUUCUGGAAACCCUGGAGAGAUGGGAACAAUUGGUCCAAAGGGACAAAAAGGAGAUACAGGAAGGCCAGGACUGCCUGGGCCACCUGGAUCAAAUGUGACCUUCAAAAACAAUAGCAUUAUUAUUAAAGGCGAAAAGGGUGAUACAGGACUUCCUGGGGAAUGGGGUCAAAAGGGAGACCGAGGUGAUCCUGGUAUCGCAGGUCCUCCUGGACCAAGGGGUCCAGCAGGACCUCCUGGGCCACCUGAUAAAAUGCAUGGUGAGCAGAAAAUUGGAGAUCUGAAGGGAGAGAAAGGAAAGCCAGGAGCUGAUGGAAAGCGUGGACCACCCGGAAAAGAUGGUAUGAAAGGUGUCCGUGGAUUACCAGGAAUAAAUGGUAAAGAUGGUGCGAAAGGAGAGAAAGGGGCACCUGGUUUGCCUGGGCCUCCUGGACCGGGAGCCUUCCCAGCAGCCCCUUUGCCUUUCAAUGAGGAGACUGGGUUCAAUUAUACAGAUUUACCAGUCGUUCCCUUGCCUGGUCCCCCUGGUAUACCAGGUGGAAAAGGAGAAAUGGGGCUCAAAGGUGAAAAAGGUGAUCCUGGACCACAAGGAAAAGGAAUUGAUAUCAAGGAUUUGGAAAAGCUUUUUGACAUUUAUGGUAUAAAGCUGUCUCUUUUGAAGAAAUUAAUUGAUAGGCUUCUUCAAAGUGGUUUGGACGAGAUUCUCCAGCAGGUCUCAAGCUCCAAAAAAGACAAGACCACAAAGAAAAUCCAGGAUUUUAAACAGGUGCAAGGUUCAUCUCUGAGGUAUGAAAUAUCUAGCCGAUCUCUCUCUGAAAUAGAAGGAACGGUAGAAGAACCUGAUUCAGAUACAGCAGAUCCUAGUCAUUUGGGCCUAGCUCAUUUAUCACAGAACGGAAGUGUUUCAACCCCUAGGGUGAAGGAAAAGCAAAAGACAAGGCGGCAUAAAAGCAAGCAGACAUCAAUGGCAGACGAUCCUAGUCUAGAUGGUGUUUUCAAUAUUUCCAAUACUCAUCUUUAUACAUCAAAGUUGAAACAAAAUCUCUCAGAGAAUUCAGGGAAGCCUUUAGUCAGAGUGCGAAGAAUGGAUUCAUGGCAGAAGGAACAGAUCCGUCUACCGGGUGCUGCAGGAAUGAGAGAAGUAAAGAAGAGACUGGUGGAUUCUAGUCGCAGAAAGUUGAAAACAGAGAAGAAUAAAGCAAUGAAGAUUGUUGCUCCUGCACUGGAAUUCUCACGACAAAAAGGUCAAAAGGGUGAAAAAGGUGAACCAGGCCAUAAGGGGGAACCUGGAACACCUGGAAACCAAGAUGACAAAGGAGAAAUUGGUGAGAAAGGUCAAAAGGGAGAGCCUGGCAUUGGAUUCAGAGGUCCAAUUGGUCAAUCAGGAUCUCCUGGAAAAAAGGGAGAACCAGGGAUAUCAGGCCCUCCAGGGGCUCAGGGUAUUCAAGGAAUCCCAGGUAAUACAGGUAUACCAGGAAUCCAAGGUGCAAGAGGUUCUCCAGGAGUGCCAGGACUCCCAGGAGUAAAGGGUGUUCGAGGUAGGAGAGGCAAGAAUGGUUCACCUGGACCACCUGGAAAUAUGGGGCCACCUGGCAGGCAGGGUCUUCCAGGGAAAACUGGCAAUAAAGGAUCGAAGGGUGACAUUGGAUUGGGGGCCCGAGGACCAAGAGGGAGCCUAGGCAUUCCUGGUCGUAGGGGAGUUAACGGUGCUCCUGGAUCAAUUGGAGGCCCGGGUCUCACGGGUCUGAAAGGAUUACCCGGUCUGAAAGGAGAAAAGGGAGAUAAUGGGUUACCAGGAAUUAAAGGUGAUAAGGGUGACCCACAAGUCAUUUCUGGACCCCAAGGAUACAAGGGCGACAAGGGGGAACUAGGUGAUAGAGGUCCACCAGGGUUUGAUGGUGAUAAAGGAGAGAAAGGUGAAGAUGGACCUCCAGGACUUAAGGGUCACAAAGGAGAAUCAGGUUCCAAAGGAUCAAUGGGGUUAUUUGGGGCCAGAGGUCCUGCAGGACAGAAGGGUGAACCUGGUGAACAUGGCAGCAAUGGAACUGCAGGCAGAGCUGGUCUUGAUGGUAAAAGUGGAGGUAAAGGAAUGAAAGGAGACAGAGGCUUGCAAGGACGGAAAGGUGAACUGGGGCAUAAAGGUGACCAAGGCUUAAAAGGAGACAAAGGGCCUAAAGGUGAGAAGGGAUCACGAGGUCUUCCAGGACAAAGAGGACAGCCAGGGAUCGGAGCUGAAAGGGGUGACAAGGGUGAACCUGGGUUGCCAGGAAAAUUGGGAUUAAACGGUCUUCUGGGACUAAAGGGAGCACGUGGAAUUCCAGGCCUUCCAGGUUCCAAAGGCAUUCCAGGAGAAAAAGGGCAAAAGGGUUAUAAGGGUGUACCUGGACUCACUGGCCUGAAAGGGUCUACUGGAUUACCUGGAAAGCCUGGAUCCAUUGGACCACCAGGGCCUCAAGGACCUAAAGGUGAAGCUGCAGCAAAGGGUGAAACAGGGAAGAGGGGGAGAACACGUCGUGGAAUGAGAGGAUCCCCAGGAAUUUCUGGAGCCAAAGGAGAUCAGGGAGAAGUUGGGCCAGCUGGUCUGAAGGGUGAGAAAGGAGAUCCUGGACUUUCAGAAGAAGAAGUGAAAGAUGUUGUCAGAAAAGAAAUGAAUGAUAAAUGUGGUAAGUCAAUUUGUGGAACUCUGCUUUUAAAGUAA